Phoenix dactylifera (date palm) is the source of this 1082-nucleotide messenger RNA. RefSeq lists its product as uncharacterized. Lineage: Eukaryota; Viridiplantae; Streptophyta; Magnoliopsida; Arecales; Arecaceae. The record is from RefSeq and is a predicted model, not a curated record.
GAAGCAACCGCGAAACCCUCACACCGCCCUCGCCAUCUCUCUUAUGAGGAGUGGAAAAAAGAAAGAAAAAAAAGAAGGAAGCCCGUUAGAUUUAGAGAUCGAAGAACCCACGCCGAAAUCUCUUCUUUUCUUUAUAAACCCUCGCUCUUCGAUCCAGAAGCCAUCGAAAUUUGUUGACUUGAAUCAUUUCUUCUCUCUUCUUUCUUCUUCUUCGCCAUGGCAACGGAAGUCUUGCGGCCGCACGACGUCCUCAUGGCCCAGCGGAUGCGGCCCCUACCGGCCUUCCUCCCCCGCCGGAAACCUAACCCCAAGCCGUCGAGGAAGACGCCCUCGCCCCGGCCGGAGGCCAGAAAGAGGCGGGAGGGCUCCCCCAAGCCGGCAAAGUCCGGCGGAGCCGCCGCCGAGGCUGGAGGAAGCCGCCUGGUGGCGGGGCAGGUGAAGAUCCUGAAGCGGGGCGAGUCGCCCGACGCGUUUAAAAAGCCGGAGAUGGCGGCGGUGUUCGGAACGGGGAGGCUGGGGCCGGACCCGGAGAUGGUCCCGAAGCAGAUCAGGUUUGGGGAUCCGAAGACCGCUGCCGUGGCCGCGGCGGCGACGGCGGAUAUGUACGCGGGCUCGGCGUUCGCGGUCUCGCCGUCGCCGAGCUCGCUGCCGCUGCCGAGUUUCUCCUUGAAGAAGGAUGUGUCGGCGAUCGUGGACUGUGCAAGUAAGGAUCUCAGGCGUUUGCUCCGGCUGGAGUAGAGAUCAAAUAAAUUAGAAAAUAGAAAAUGUUUCUUUUUUUUUCUUUUCGGCAUGCUCUUCGGCUUUUCGUUCUUCUUGACUCUCUCCGUUUGCGUUUUAGGACAAACGGGAUUUGGGGAUGGAAUGAGAGGUGCGAUGGGGUGUUAUAUACGAAUAAUCAGGGUGUAAUUUUUUUUUUUCUUCUGUAUAUUUGUAUCUGUUCUUGUGGAAGGUAGGAGGAAAAAGGAGGAGGAUGGGUUAAAGGUAUGAUCGAAGAUGGAGCGGAAUCAGCAAUAAUGUAUUAUUAAUAUAUAUAUAUAUAUUUAUGACGUUAACUGCCCUCUCCACCCCGGUGGAUGCGAAAA